AUGGCGCAAACGGGUACUGACAAGUAUCGAUCCAACAGGGAAAGUUUCGACGGCAUCUAUCUCGAUCUAUCGAAAGAGUCGGGCAAAUGCCGCUUCGCCGAGACGGGGCUUGGUUGGAAACCGUCUGGAGGUGGUGAUACUUUUACGCUCGAUCACAGUAAUAUCGGAGGCGCACAAUGGAGCCGAGCAUCGAAAGGCUAUGAAGUGAAGAUCCUUCUGCGAAACUCAGGUGUCGUGCAGCUCGAUGGAUUUACACAAGAGGACCUGGAGCGCUUAAACAAGAUCUUCAAGAACUGGUAUAGCACGAAUCUCGAACACAAGGAACAUGCGCUUCGAGGAUGGAACUGGGGCAAAGGGGAGUUCGGCAAGGCAGAGCUGGCCUUUAACGUACAGAACCGCCCGGCGUUCGAAGUUCCAUAUUCUGAGAUCUCGAAUACCAAUUUGGCUGGCAAGAAUGAAGUUGCGAUUGAGUUCUCGCUACCUGUCAACGGCGAUGAUACGGGCACGAAUGGAGCGCUGGGUGGUGCGCGGGGGAAGGGAAAGAAGGCUGGUGCUGGAAAAGACCAGCUGGUGGAGAUGAGAUUUUAUAUCCCUGGUACUACGACGAAGAAAGAGGCUCUAGAGGGUGAAGAUGCGCCUAGUGACGCUGAGGGCGAGGAGGAACAGAAUGCUGCGAACCUGUUCUACGAUACCCUUAUGGAAAAGGCAGAAAUCGGGGAGGUUGCUGGAGAUACCUUUGCCACCUUCCUUGACGUUUUACAUCUUACUCCAAGGCAUGUCACAUCCAGCUCUCUGAUUACAUCUACUGACUUUCCGCAGAGGUCGUUUCGAUAUCGAUAUUACGAGGCGAUCAAGAAGUUCAUGAUCCUCCCCAAGCCCGACGAAACACAUUUCAUGAUCUGUAUCGGCCUGGAUCCACCUCUGCGACAAGGUCAAACAAGAUAUCCCUUCCUGGUCAUGCAAUUUAAGAAGGACGAGGAGGUGACCAUUGACCUCAACAUGACGGAUGAGUUGUUGAAAGAGAAAUAUGAGGGCAAGUUGCUGCCACAUUAUGAGCAGCCAUUACAUCAAGUUGUCACACAAGUGUUCCGUGGGCUUGCAGGAAAGAAAGUCAACCAACCCGCAAAGGACUUCUUGAGCCACCACCAACAAUACGGCAUCAAGUGUUCGAUCAAAGCCAGCGAAGGUUUUCUUUACUGCCUGGAAAAGGCUUUCAUGUUCGUGCCAAAACCGGCAACUUAUAUUGCCUACGAGCAAGUGAAAACAGUAGUCUUUUCUCGCGUUGGAGGCGCCGUUUCAGCCAGUCGCACAUUCGAUAUCACAAUCGCAAUGAAAGAAGGCGGCGAAUCACAAUUCUCCAACAUCAACCGCGAAGAGCAGAAGCCUUUGGAGGAUUUCUUCAAGAUUAAGGGCUUGAGGGUCAAGAACGAAAUCGACGAAGAUACAUCUGCGAUCCUGAAGGCCGCUCUGAGAGCAGAGGAAUUAGCUAGCAGUGAUGAAGAGGUCGUGGCCGCGCGUGCGGAUAGAGGCAGCGCCGACGAAGACAGCGAGAGCGAAGACGAGGAUUUCAAGGAGGAUAGUGAGAGUGACGUCGCGGAGGAGUUUGACUCAGAUCAUGAGAGCUCCGGUAGUGACGAAGAAGAGGAAGCUGCGAGUGAUGCGGAGGAAAGGCCCAGAAAGAAGGCCAAGACUGGAUAA
Messenger RNA from Venustampulla echinocandica, 1698 nucleotides. Its product is annotated as FACT complex subunit POB3. The transcript has 4 exons. Bases 1 to 1698 code for a protein of 565 amino acids. The record is from RefSeq and is a predicted model, not a curated record. Gene Ontology annotation, cellular component: nucleus; FACT complex. NCBI's taxonomy places the organism in Eukaryota, Fungi, Ascomycota, Leotiomycetes, Helotiales, Pleuroascaceae. Gene Ontology annotation, molecular function: histone binding; nucleosome binding; DNA binding.